Molecule: messenger RNA, 534 nt
Organism: Diaporthe citri
Lineage: Eukaryota; Fungi; Ascomycota; Sordariomycetes; Diaporthales; Diaporthaceae
Exons: 1
Coding region: 1-534 (177 amino acids)
Source: RefSeq, a predicted model, not a curated record
AUGAAGGCUACCAGAGAAGCCUUGGAUGCUGGUGUCAAGGCCUGGAUAAACAGCGAGGAGUGCAAAAGGAUUACUGCUGCUUUGAUGGCCAGCACGAUUCCCGGCAAGAUCACCAAGGUCAUUGCAUUUGCCUGCUGCACCUUGUCAGGUUGCGAAGCUGUUCAGGCACGCAGCAUCAAACAACAUGCCUUGAUACUUACAAUCAAGAAUGUCCUGCAGAGUCUCACUGUGGAUGGGGAUAUCAAGUGCUACGCCCAGGACCCCGUCUGCACGGAUGCGGAUCGAGCUGUCCUAGAGGGCGAAGGAAUUCACGUCCUCGAGGACCCGCACGGUUUCUUGGAGAUCGACGACUCGAGCGUCGUCAUCUCCUUCUCAUCUAAUGUCCCGGUCAGGCAGAUUGUGGCAGAUGUUGCCCGGCCUGCUAUCAUGCUAUGGAAUAGGGUGAAGUCUGAGGGGGAGAUGGCCAGCGCUUGGUCGAAAUGGUGGCAAGAGCAGAGAUUCAAGAGUAUUGAAGAGCUUGAAGGAAACAUGUAA